AUGGAAAUUGCACUCAAUUUUUUAAUGCGGCGUCUCGCAACUCAAUACCUAAGAGGGAGUGGCAUCUCGCGCGCGAGGUUUCGAUAUUCACAACAAUAUCCGACACGGCUUUUCCACGCAUCCCCCGUCGUGCAGAAGGUCGUCCCUUUUAUGCUGGCAGAUAUUGGCGAAGGCAUUACCCAAUGUCAGGUCGUACAGUGGUUUGUCGAACCGGGGAGUCAAGUGGAACAGUUUGAUCCCAUUUGUGAAGUGCAGUCGGACAAGGCCUCUGUUGAGAUCACCUCGAGGUUCGGCGGUGUCAUCAAAAGCCUCCACUAUGCCGUUGAUGAUAUGGCAAUUGUUGGAAAGGCUCUUGUCGAUAUCGAUGUAGACGAUGCGAUCUCUCUAGACGAUGCCGGCAGCAUCUCGCAGCAACCUGGCUCAGACAAAAGUGAGCAAUUGGCCAAGGACGACCUGACCUCAAUGGAAGAGUCACUCCAGAGGCAGGAUACAGAACAGUCACAGCAAGUGCACCCAGACACUAAAGAAAUACCUUCCGCGUCCCCGGAAGCAGCUUUAUCUACAUCUCGUAAAGGCGCCGCGAUUGCAACACCGGCGAUUCGGCACCUUCUAAGAAAGCUUCAGCUCGACAUUCACGAUAUUAUCGGCACUGGUAAAGACGGACGGGUGAAAAAAGAAGAUAUUGACGCAUAUAUAUCCUCAUUUGGUGCUUCCGAAGACAGCCAGAGGGCAGCGCAACCACCUCAUGCAACUAUGGACUCAUCCCAUGGAGAUAAAGUGGUGAACCUGACUAACACGGAAAAGCAAAUGUUUGCAGUAAUGACAGAGUCACUGUCAAUUCCACACUUCCUGUACAGUAACACCAUCGACACUACGAAUGUAGAGUACACCCGAAAAGCCAUCAUUGAUCAGAAGCACCUUUCACCACUCUUCAAGACCGGCGCCACGGCAUCAAGGAUUACUAUGCUGCCUUUUGUUUUGAAGGCAAUAUCUCAAGCCUUUAAUUCCUAUCCAAGACUGAAUGCUCAUCUCGACCUCAAAAAUAACCCAGCCAAGCCCCAGCUGACCAUGAAGGCCAGCCACAACUUUGGUAUCGCAGUCGACACCCCGCAAGGUCUGCUGGUCCCUGUCGUCAAGGAUGUUCAGAAUCAUUCGGUUCUGUCUCUAGCAGCGGAGAUUGGACGUCUCAACAGCCUGGCUCAAGUAGGAAAGCUGGCACCAACUGACUUCAAGGGUGCCACCUUUACAGUCAGUAAUAUUGGAAGCAUAGGGGGAGGAGUCGUAAGCCCGGUAAUUGUUGGUCCGCAAGUGGCCAUAGUUGGUUUGGGCCGAACGAGAUGGGUUCCAGGAUUUCACACAAACGCUGCUGGCGAGGAGAUAGUUGUCAAGAAGCCUGAGCUCACGUUAAACUGGAGCGCCGAUCACAGAAUUCUUGAUGGAGCAACGACUGCUAGGUGUGCUGAAUUUGUGAGAGCAUUCCUAGAAAACCCGGCUACACUGAGCCUGCUUUUGCGUUGA
Messenger RNA from Exophiala oligosperma, 1518 nucleotides. RefSeq lists its product as uncharacterized. Lineage: Eukaryota; Fungi; Ascomycota; Eurotiomycetes; Chaetothyriales; Herpotrichiellaceae. The record is from RefSeq and is a predicted model, not a curated record. The transcript is spliced from 4 exons. Gene Ontology annotation, cellular component: cytoplasm; mitochondrion. Gene Ontology annotation, molecular function: lipoic acid binding; acetyltransferase activity. The coding region runs from base 1 to 1518 and encodes 505 amino acids.